This is a messenger RNA of Durusdinium trenchii, 1277 nucleotides long. The record is from the annotation of a GenBank genome assembly. NCBI's taxonomy places the organism in Eukaryota, Dinophyceae, Suessiales, Symbiodiniaceae.
UCACAGGUCCCAGGCUCUAAUAGAAUGAGCCUGUCCUUUCCGGGGUUCUUUGCUUUUUGGGCCCCCCAGAGAGGAGGCUCUCGGAUUCGGAUUGAGUGAUCUCACGGAAACCAUGGGAGACCAGUCGACCACGACCAUCCAUGACAGCCCAGUCGACCACGACCGGCCACGACCGCGCGCCACAGCUGCCCGAGUUCACGCACGGACCGUUUUUUUUCCCCUGUAGUACAGGGGUGAGAGCAGUGCCGAUCGCUUUGCAGAAGAGCACCGUUGCUUCAUUUUUCCUGAAGUGUCCGUACACCAGAAGCGACCGCCGCGCCAUGUGUGACCUUCCGCGUGACCGGGACGCCGACGCCGCCAAGAUCCGUGAACACCCGGAGUCCUGUCGCCCGUGCAGGCAGUUCAAGCCGGAGCUGCCCGAGUCCUGUCAUCACGGCGCCAAGUGUGAGUAUUGUCACCAUCCAGAUCACAAAAAACCAAAGCAUCGAAGCCAGAGGGGCCGCCACAACUUGCAGAAGAAGGAAUUCCAAGAGAAGCGUGGCAGCAUGCCGCUGAAGCUCACAGAGGUGAUCGACCGAAUCUACAAGGUGAUUAAUGACGAGCAACAAAAGGUCAAGAAGCUCCUCAAGGACAUCGACUCCAUCGACAAGCCCUUUCGCGAGCGAGUGGAAACAGCCUUGCUGAAUGCCAUCAACGACAUCGGUCAGAAGGCUCAGCACUUGAGGCCGGACCAAGCUCGUCUCAAAAGCUGUGCACCGAUAGACCCAGUCCGCGACGGAGGGUCCGAGCAGUCGCAGCGGGUGGAGGUGGCCCAUCGCUUCAAAUGGCUCAGUGGCACCUUACAUUUGGUGGUGCGGAAGUGCUGGUCAGAGGAUCGAAGUGAAGACGCCAAAAUGGAGAUCAUCGUACAGCAUAUGGAUGUCUUCCUCGGUGAGCUCGAGAAGGAAACGGCGCUGCUUCACCGCAGGGUGCAGCAGCUCGAUCUGCUCCUGGCGGAUGUGUUCCUGGCGAUGUGCCAGCCGGACGACUUGCAAGGCCGAAUCCAGGAGGUCGCGCGCGAGGACAUCCUCACCAACCGCUUCGACCAGGAGACCCUGAAAGAACUGUGCCUGGAUGCCGGGCGCUUGCUGUGGCAGAAAGUGGACCGUGAGAACAAGGAGCAAAUGCAGACGGCCACUAACCUCAAGGACUUGCUGCAGCUGGUGCAGAAGGACUUGGAGCAACAAAGCAAGGAUCUCCUUUCAGAUGAAGAGUAACACAGCCCAGAGUGGCCCCAG